GCUACAACUGACGUGCGUAGGUCAACGGAGAUUAUUUUUUUUUUUACAACGAUCAAGCUUCUGAACACGCAGAAAACGUGUGGAUACGUGUGCAUAGACCAGUAAAAGUUAAAGCAAAGGAGGAGAAGAGAAGAAGAACUAUGAAGCUGCUCGCUGCAGUGUGUAUGUGGCUCCUGUCUGGACCUCCAGCUCUAGGAGGUGAAUUCUCUCUGUUUUACACCUACACUGCUCUCUCUAAACCUCUCAAUCUGCCUGGAAUCUAUGAGUUCAUUGCUAUGGGAAUGAUCAAUGAUCAAGUGAUUGACUACUACAACAGUGAGGCUCAGGUUAAGGUUCCUAAACAGCACUGGAUGAAGGAGAAGAUGGAAAAGGAUUACUGGGAUAAAGGAACUCAGUCCCGUAAGAGCAAAGAGCAGUGGUUUAAGGUCAACGUGGACAUCCUGAUGGAGCGAAUGAGACACAAUAAGUCUGACCUUCAUGUUCUUCAAUGGAGACAUGGCUGUGUGAUUCAAGAAGGCACAGAUGGACAAAAGACAUUUGUAAGAGGAAUCAGUGAGUAUGCUUAUGACGGCACUGAGUUCCUCUCCUUUGAUGAUGAAAACCUGAGGUGGAUCGCUCCAGUUCAGGCUGCUGAGCCGACCAAAAGGAAAUGGGAUGAAGUGUCCAUCCUUAACACAUACACCAAGAGCUACCUGGAGAAAGAGUGUGUGGACUGGCUCACCAAGUUCAUGGACUAUGGACAAGAAGAACUGAGAAAGUUUUGUCCCCCAGAGGUGCAUCUACUUACAAAGAAAUCAGUGACUGACAGCAAAAAGCUGACCUUGACCUGCCUGGCCACGGGUUUCUACCCUCCAGAUGUGGAGAUACAGGUGAGAAAGUCCAAAACUUCCCUGCCUGGACAUCUGGUAGCAUCUUCAGGAGUCAGACCCAAUAGUGAUGGCACAUACCAGCUGAGGAAGAGUGUGGAGAUCCUGGAGGAUGAACAACCACUGUACACUUGUUAUGUGACCCACAGCGCCAUCACAGAACCAAUAGAUAGAAAAGGGGGAGCCACUGGGACAGUUCCUGGCCAGAUCAACGGAGGGAACAUGCUGGCAGGAGUGUUGCACUUGGAAUGCUGCACAUUCCAAUGUUGCACAUUUUUUCAUUUUAGUACAUCUCAUUCUGUCCUACUGUUCAAAGCUGUGUAAUUAAAGCUGGAGAUGUAACAGAAGGGAGAAUGGGAACAUCCCCUACACAACAAGGGAGUGAAGCAACACCCUCAGCAGAGCAAGUAGGUUGAGUGAUGUCCCCAGUGGAGCAGGAGGCAGAGUGAUGUCCAAGGUGGGCCAAGAAGGGUGGGAGAAGGUUCCAGUCAGGGCCCCCACCUUGGGCUUGGACAUGAAUUGAUCCAGAAGGCCAGGAUCUAUUUGACCAUCUGCUCCUUUGGGUCCCACUAGCACUGAAGAAAUUAAUUUGCAGUGCAGUCUUGCAGUUAGUGGAGGUGAAGACAAAUGCAGUGGAGAGAUUUAUAACUAUUGUGUAAACAGUAACAAACUAACUAUGAAACAAUAUAGCAAAUUUUACCAAAAUAGCAAAAACACGCCCUUAAGGAACAAGGCUAUGGCAGGCUAAACAACACACCAACCAUGACAUCAGCAUCUGCUAGACAAAAGCACUAUUCGGACGGGACUAGUUUUACAGGGGGUCGUUAGAGAAAGUUUAGUUUCACAGACGCACUUUGUGAUUUUAAUCCCGUCCGAAUCUGCCCUGUCUGUCUUUUUCUCACACGACCUGUGUAAAAAUUCCAGCGCAAAUUACCUACUGUUUUUCAGCAAAAUCUGCGCUCCUCUGAGAAAUCUAAUCCUGUCCGAAUGCGAAUGUCUGUGAUUGCCGAAAUUGUUUUUUCCAAAACGCGUUCUCUUGUCUGGUUUGGUCAACGUGAACUACCGUAUUAACCCUAGCGCACCGGUAUUCAAGGUUCUGCUUUCUGCACACCAAUAAUGGGUGUAAAUGUGUUCGCUACCCUGCGAAGAAAUAAAAAAAUGAAAUCAACAAGAAGAGCCAAAUCACGUAAAUUGUUAAGACUGGCUACUGUAAUAUCAGUUAUAGGUAAGAGUACUUUCAUUUCUAUAGUCAAUUACAUAACAUGAAAAUUAUAUAAAAACGUAUUUAUUCCAGUGAGUUUAUAAGAAGUUCUAUAUAAAACCAUAUGAUGUCCAUAGGUAAUCCACGCAUCCUGGACAUGUGGUCUUGUGCAACGCCCACAUGUAAAACACAGACACUCCUACCUCCGUAAUAAACACAGAGAUUAGUCCCGUCCGAAUCAAUACAUGAAAUGACAGACGUCGGCUGAAAAAAAUUCUAACUCUAACGUCGUUUGGAAAACUAGUCCCGUCCGAAUAGUGCUAAAGAGAAUGAAAAACAGGAACUAAGAUAGUGUAACUAAUGAGACAAAACAUGUGAGAGUCAUCGAGAGGAGAAAUGGAACCGACAGCCAAAAAAGAUCAAAAAGUACAUGAGGUUACCCUCUGGUAUUCUAGGGGGUUGUCCAUACAAAUAAUAGCUUUAUUACAGAAAUAUUAAUUCCUUAUGCCUAAAUAUUAUUUCAAAACAAUGCAAAAAUAAUUCUGUUUUAAAAUUAAAAUCUUUAAUUUAUUCAUCUAAAGCCUUUAAAGUGCCUGCGGACUGACGAUGUGAUGUGGCCAUGUGGUUAUGUUCUUCAUGUGAUGAUAAAGGGACUGAGAAAAAAUACAGCAGUUAACACCGAUUAUCCAAGGUCACUCCGGAGAGCAGGGGUGUGGAGGCCAACAGACUUCAUUCUUCCACGAAUCAGCCGAGCAGUUCUCUACAGAAAAAGUGCUACUCAACUCUUCAGAAAUUCAACCUUACAUACAUUUACAUGAAAAACCUACUUCCACAAUUUCCCCAUACGUACCCUGUUUCCUCAUUACCCUACAUGCUUAUCUCAUUGCCCAAGGAAGCAUCACUCAUCAAAAUGUACAACAUGUUACUGCUUUCUUAUUUUACGACACACGCAUAUGUAAAGUCAUAUAGCCUCAUUGUCACACACAGCUACAGUCCACACCACCACUUUACUUAGAUACUGGGUACAAUGAUAUAUAGUACCAUACAGUACAUCUAUAACUCUGAGGAUUUCCUGGCUAAAAUGUUCUAUAUUAUAUAAGAAAUGAACGUGUAAUAGAAGACCUUUAUGUAACAUUUAUGAAUGAAUCUCCAGUGUUACACUUUAACACUUUUAACAGUCAGAGAAAUCUUCAGGACAGCAGAGUUUACUCUUUGUUGUGACUUCUCAGUACCAUGAAUCUGUUUUUAUAAACUUCUUAACUCUUAACUUGCUUUCAGAUUUCUUUUUG
Tachysurus vachellii is the source of this 3356-nucleotide messenger RNA. RefSeq names its product class I histocompatibility antigen, F10 alpha chain-like. The coding region runs from base 141 to 1190 and encodes 349 amino acids. The transcript is spliced from 7 exons. Gene Ontology annotation, cellular component: external side of plasma membrane. NCBI's taxonomy places the organism in Eukaryota, Metazoa, Chordata, Actinopteri, Siluriformes, Bagridae. Gene Ontology annotation, biological process: immune response. The record is from RefSeq and is a predicted model, not a curated record.